AUGGCGAUCAAAUUUGUGCUUUGUUUGAAUAAGCAGGGAGCGCUUCGACUGAUCCGACUUUUUGAACCGUUCCCCGGCGAGUCCUCCAACAAUCAAUCGACAAUAGCACAGAUAUACAAGUUGAUCUCGUCCAGAGACCAUCGACACCAGAGUAAUUUCGUCGAAUUUUCAGACUCGACAAAGCUCGUGUAUAAGAGAUAUGCGGGGCUUUAUUUUGUGCUUGGGAUAGAGCUCGAAGAUGAAGAAGUGAUAUAUCUAUCAUACAUACACCUUUUCGUGGAGGUGCUGGAUGCCUUUUUUGGCAAUGUUUGUGAGCUGGAUCUUGUAUUCAACUUCCACAAGGCAUACAUGGUGCUGGAUGAGCUGCUUAUUGGUGGGGAAAUACAGGAAACUUCAAAACUAGUACUGCUGGAGCGGGUCAACUAUUUGGAUAGGCUAAAUUAA
Lachancea lanzarotensis is the source of this 444-nucleotide messenger RNA. RefSeq names its product LALA0S07e03994g1_1 (gene APS2). The transcript has a single exon. Bases 1 to 444 code for a protein of 147 amino acids. Gene Ontology annotation, biological process: intracellular protein transport; vesicle-mediated transport. The record is from RefSeq and is a predicted model, not a curated record. Gene Ontology annotation, cellular component: membrane coat; intracellular membrane-bounded organelle. Lineage: Eukaryota; Fungi; Ascomycota; Saccharomycetes; Saccharomycetales; Saccharomycetaceae.